This is a messenger RNA of Pistacia vera, 1561 nucleotides long. Its product is annotated as leucine-rich repeat extensin-like protein 6. The coding region runs from base 31 to 1365 and encodes 444 amino acids. Lineage: Eukaryota; Viridiplantae; Streptophyta; Magnoliopsida; Sapindales; Anacardiaceae. The record is from RefSeq and is a predicted model, not a curated record. The transcript has a single exon. Gene Ontology annotation, molecular function: protein binding.
AACAAAUUACGCCCCAUUUGAACUUCAUCUAUGGCAUCUCCUUGUCAGAAUUUCGCCCUUUGGGCCAUCAAUAUCAUCACCAUCUUAUUCUUGCUCUCUCUACCUUCUUCCCAAGCUUCCAAUUCUCCUCCAUCCGUACAAAAUUCCAGACUCUCCAACGCUUACAAAGCCCUCCAAGCUUGGAAACAUGCCAUUUCCUCUGACCCUCUAAAUUUCACCGGCAACUGGUGCGGCCCUGAGGUCUGCAACUAUACCGGUGUUUAUUGUGCGCCUGCCCCGGAUGAUCCGGGCACUUUUACGGUUGCCGGAAUAGACCUGAACCAUGCAAACAUUUCAGGAUAUUUGCCUAAAGAGCUUGGCCUCCUUACGGACCUCUCUCUCUUCCACAUAAACUCUAAUCGCUUUUGUGGUUCAGUUCCUGAUUCGUUCCGUAAUAUGAAGCUUCUUUAUGAGCUUGAUAUUAGCAAUAACCAAUUCGCCGGUCAGUUUCCUUCGGUUCUUCUUUGUUUACCUUCACUCAGGUUUCUUGAUAUCCGAUUCAAUGAAUUCCAAGGUGAUGUCCCCUCAAAACUCUUUGAUUUAAAACUUGAUGCCUUGUUUAUCAACAGCAACAAGUUCCGAACAUCCAUACCGGAAAACAUUGGUAAUUCUACUGUUUCUGUUAUCGUCUUAGCAAAUAAUGACUUCAGUGGGACUGGCUGCAUACCCUCCAGUCUGACGAAAAUGGCGCAGACUCUUCAAGAGAUUUUGUUCAUUAACAUGGGAUUGACUGGUUGUUUGCCGGAAGAUGUCGGGUUGUUAAAGGAAGUGACAGUGUUUGAUGUUAGUUUCAACGGGUUGGUUGGCUUUUUACCAGAGUCCAUGGGGGAAAUGAAGAAUUUGAAGCAGCUAAAUGUGGCUCAUAAUAAAUUUUCUGGUCAAAUUCCUGAGAGUAUUUGCUCACUGCCAAACUUGGAGAAUUUCACAUUCUCUGAUAAUUACUUCUGCAGUGAGUCAACGUGUCUCAAAUUACCAGCUAAAAAUGACACGAAGAAUUGUAUUCCUGACAGGCCACUUCAACGAUCACCUGAAGAAUGUAAGUCAUUUUAUGCCUAUCCUGUCGAUUGUGGCGCCUUUGGUUGCUCAUCCAGAAGUCCUCCACCACCACCACCUCCACCACCUCCACCUCCACCUCCUCCACCUCCACCUCCACCUCCACCUCCACCUCCUCCGCCUCCACCACCUCCACCUCCACCACCUCCACCUCCACCUCCACCACCUCCGCCUCCACCACCACCGCCAAAGAAGUAUCCACCACCUCCGCCUCCACCACCACCGCCAAAGGAGUGUUCACCACCACCCUCGCCAGUGAAACAUUAUCCAUGAUCAGACACAGAGAGAUAUAUAUAGGAGAAAUAUAUAGUUCUGUUUUUGUUAAUUUAUUACUUCCCAAAUUAAAUUGAAUAACCAGUCUGUAAUGUAUUGUAUAAUUCUGGGUUUGGAGAUGAAAGUUUCAGCGAGGUUUCUGUCCAAUGAUGAUUACUUGUUGAAUUUUUUUUUGAGACUGUCAUGUCAGUUAUAC